This is a messenger RNA of Austrofundulus limnaeus, 3932 nucleotides long. It is a transcript of the gene znf526, whose product is annotated as zinc finger protein 526. The coding region runs from base 427 to 3585 and encodes 1052 amino acids. The record is from RefSeq and is a predicted model, not a curated record. Gene Ontology annotation, cellular component: nucleus. Lineage: Eukaryota; Metazoa; Chordata; Actinopteri; Cyprinodontiformes; Rivulidae. Gene Ontology annotation, molecular function: DNA-binding transcription factor activity, RNA polymerase II-specific; sequence-specific DNA binding. Gene Ontology annotation, biological process: regulation of transcription by RNA polymerase II. The transcript is spliced from 8 exons.
AAAACGAACAUCUUUUAGCUUUGUCUACCAUUUUAACCAAUUUGUCGCAAAGGAGUAACGGAAACACCUGUAUGAACUACGAGUGACGACUACAAGAAGGAUCGUCCAACCAGAGUAAAUGAGCGGGAGCGAUAAGGGUAAAGAAGGGCCCGCCGUCGAAGCCAUAGAGCUGCGGGGGAAAGUGGGUAGCGCCGCCUGACGGACCGCCCGAUAAACCGGCUGCCCCUCUCAGGAAACCGCGGUGCCGAAAAACAGGUCUACUUCAUCCGAGGGAGCGCCGCCAACAGCUCUCCAUACGCUAUCACACAAUGUGUUUUCAUUCACUGGAUCUCACCGUGAAGUUUCCCUUUACUUUCUUACUUGCUGCACACAUCCUUCUAUGAUACACUCCCAACCAAGUCAGCACACACACCGAGAUAGCCUGUCAUGAUGGCUGAGCAUGGGCAGGAGGAGGCGGGGGGCGAGUAUGUGGAACACCAGUACAUGUGCAGUGAGUGCCAUCAGCUAUUCAACACCCUCGAAGAGGUGCUGGUCCACCAGCAGAUCCAUACAGGCCAGGAUGUGGAGGSAGAGGCUGUCCCGGAGAUGGGGGAGAGUCAGCACUAUCAAUGUUUGGAGUGCGGGAGCCUCCUUGUCAAUGCGGACGAGCUGCUGCAGCAUCAGGAGAUGCACAUGAGUGAGGCUGGGAUGGAGGUGGAGCAGCAAGAGUUUUGUGAGGUUCUGGAGAUGGAGGGAGCCAGCUCAGAGGCUCAGGGUUCAGAAUCUGUUCACUACCAAUGCCUCGACUGUCUGGCUCUGUUUGACUCGCCUGAUACAUGGCUGGAGCACCGGCGAACCCACAGCAGGAGCAGCACACACAGUAACACACAGACCACAGAGUAUGUGGUGCAGCCGGACGGCUCCGUCGCUCCUCUGAACAGUGUACAGAACAUUGUGCUGAGUGAGCAGCAGGCUGGGGAGAUCUUGGCACAGGUUCUGUCUCACCAGAAGCAGCAGCAACAGCCAAAGAAGCGUUCGUCUGCCUCGAAAUCCCCCCGCUCCUCCUACCUGCUGCCCCCCAUCACCCCGGCGCCAGGCUCUGCCACCAUGCACCUGCAGAUCCUCACGGCUCAGGCUCUGGCCGACAGCUCCACCGCUCAGAGUGCGCUCCGCUUCAAGCAGCCCCCUCUGCUCUGCGUGGGCCAGAGCUCGCCAGCAAAGCCGGGGGUCUUGGAGAACGGUGUUCAGAGGCUGGAGCUGAGGCUGGCCCCCGCUGUGCACGCUGACUACCAGCAGCAGCAAACAGAACUGGUGGUCAUUCACCCUUACGAAUGCUCCGAAUGCUCUCUUCUCUUCCAAACCCCAGAGGACUUCCUGCAGCACCAAGGAGAGCACUUCCUCUGCCAGGACAAGGAGAGCGGAGGGCGGGGGGUCAUGACCGGCCUCGAGGAGCUGCGAGGAAGAGAGGAGUCCGCAGAAAGCGCRGAGGACCCGAGGAGCAGAGUCGUGGAGAAGAAAGCGGUGGUACGAGCCAAGGCCUUGCAGUGCCAGCUCUGCAGCCGCUCCUUCACCUCGGUCAACCGGCUGGCCGCUCACCAGCGUGUGCACGAGGAGGGCACGCACCGGUGUCCGGACUGCGGCAGGUUGUUCAAGAAGGCCAUGUCACUGCACACGCACAUGCGCACGCACUCGGGUGUCGCACGCUAUCUGUGUGUGGACUGUGGCGGCGGCUUCACCACCGAGAUGACCCUCAUCAUGCACAGGAAGUCACAUGUYGCAGAUCCUUUUCACAAGUGUCAGUUCUGCAACAAAACCUUCACCAACAUGACCAAGUACCUCUACCACCGCCGGACCCACCUCAACCGUGAUGCAUCUGACACAGCCGCUGCUGUCUUUGUGGCUUCACCUCCAAGAAGAGCAUCCGUCACGGCUCUYGCCAUCCUGCAGAGAGUAAGAGAGUCCAAGAUGUCCGACCUGCUGGCGCCUCUGACAGAGAAAGAGAUGGCAGCUUUAGACAUGUCAAAUGACAUCUCCCCUAACAGAACGGACACAAGCGAAUCAACGAUGAAGCAGAAGGCUGGYGAAAUGCCGGCGUCUGAUUCAGCUGAUGGAAACCAACAGUUGAAAACAGACGAUGCCCCUAAUUCAAGUUUAAAGUCCGUUUCUUUGGUUGGCAGUGGAGUUACGAUGAACACUGCCGUCUCAGGAAAAGCUGCUUGGACCUCGUCUUCAGACAGAGAGCCUUUUUGUUGCCGUUCAUGCCACAAAACCUUUACUUCUCAGCUGCUGCUCGCCCAUCACCGGCGCCAGUCCCACACCCUGCAGCGCAGGUUCACGUGCGGCAUUUGUGGGAAGUCUUUCAAGAAGCAGAUCCACGUUCAAAACCACAUGCGGAUACAUACGGGGGAGAAGCCCUUCCAGUGUUCGGACUGUGGGAAGACCUUCUCRUUGCUGGCCAACCUGAUGAGGCACACGCUCAUUCAUUCCGGCGUGCGCCCGUACCRCUGCGACGUCUGCUACCGCUCCUUCUCCCAGUCGUCCAACCUGCGUCAGCACAGCCUGCUGCACUCCAGCGCGCCCAGACUCACCUGCCCCGCGUGUCCUGCCACGUUUCGUUGGGCCAACAAACUGGCRGCGCAUCGUUUUACCCAGCAUCCAGGAGCUCCAGCUCCUUUUCCCUGUCCUCACUGUGAAACCGGCUUCCUGACUCGGAGCCAGCGGGAGCGACACUGUGUGGAGCAGCACGCCGCACAGCUGCAGGCUGCAGAGGAAAGACGAGACCUCAGCUCAGAACCCUCUACCUCAACAACCAUCGUUACAGAACCAGGGGAGUCCAGCUGUUUGCUGAAAGAGACUUUGGAUUGCAACAUCUGUGGGAAGAAGCUGAAUUCUGCUGCCAAUCUGCGACUUCACAGACUGAGUCACUUUGCUCUGGGCGGCAGGCGGCCCCGCUGCGCCCCYGGCAAGCGGCCGAAGGCUCACCAGUGUCCCAUCUGUGGCAAACUGUUCGUGUCGUCMUCCGCCGUCGCGCUCCACCAGCGAGUCCACACGGGCGAGCGGCCGUUCCCCUGCCAGGUGUGCGGGAAGCGCUUCCGGCAGAGCACGCACCUGCGGGAGCACCUGCGCACGCACUCGGGCGAGCGGCCGUUCCGCUGCGAGAUGUGCGGGAAGGGUUUCAUCCAGAGCAUGCAUUUGACGGAGCACCGCCGGACRCACACGGGCGAGCGGCCACACGAGUGCCCGCUGUGCGGCAAAGCCUUCAAGACCCUCUCCAACCUGCGGAACCACAAGAAGACCCACGCCAGGCGGCAGAAGCUYGACGAGGAGGCGGCUGCCCAGGCUGUCGUGGAGACCGGCGCCGCCRUGGCCGUGGUGGACGCCUCUGCAGCGAACACGCCUCAGCUAAUCCAGAUCCAGACCUCAGAUCUACAGCAGGCGCGAGGCACCCCCACCAUCAUGUGUAACGAGUUUGGAGAGACCAUCGCCAUCAUUGAGACCAGUGAAGGAGGGGCGCUGCCUCUGGAGCAGGCGCUGGAGAUCUACCAGACCGCUCUGGAGAACGGCCUCGCCGUGGACACCGUCGCAGAUGGGCUGCAGCUGCUGUGAUUGAAGAGAAUUAAUGCUUCAAAGAUGAAUGGACUGAAUCAGUACAGCUCUUUAUAUUGACUGAGACAAAACGAUUCAUGAUUAUUUAACAAAAGAUUGAUGUUUAGUAGGAUUUACUGGAUACUUAGAUAUUUAUGUUUUGGACAAUUAAUUUGGCAAACAGACCAAAGUGUGUCAGUGUCCCUGUUGAGUGAAGCUACAAAGAUUAAAGUGGUGAAAUCAUUUGAUAUGUUAAUGUAGUUGAGGACCAUUGUUUUGUGCCACAGAUGACAUUUGUAUUAAUAAAUUUAAUUAUGUUUGUCAUAAAGAAGUUUAAAAUAAAAUUAAAAAAAUAUUUAAAAUCAUCA